UCAACACUUACAUAAACAACAGAGUGGAAGGGCAGAUAUCUGACAAGGAAGACCUUCGGGGUGUCCUGUAAAGAUGAGCCGGGUCGCUGGCUUUCUACGACGUACCUUCGGAAUAAUACGUGAACACGUCGGGACAGAUCAUCUGGGGAAUAAAUAUUACUUUGUCCCAGAACAGAAGUCAUGGACAGGAAGGCCCGUCCGUGCCAAGCGGAUGGUGGAGGUGGCCAACAUCACAGAAUGUGACUAUGUGGAGGGGAGCAUUCCGAUGGAGUGGGACGCUUGGAUCCGAGGCAGACGGAAGGAGCCCCCCUCCAUCGAGGAGCUGCUGAAGAACGAGGCCUACAGGGAGCAGAUCAAGAUCAAGGCCAUUGAGGUGGAGAAGAAAGACCGGGCUCUACAGGCCAAGGAGUACGAGGAAGGUCUGGUGGCGACGCCUUUAAAGACUGCGGCCAAGGGACACGCGUCCGCCUCCAGCUUCGGCAAGGUGGAGAUCAGCGAGGACCCGACGAGCACCGCGAACGAGUUUCAGCCUGGCUCCUGGAUGCCCACUUCCAAGAAGUAGACUGAGGAGUCGACGCAGACGGCUGCGCGGCGUAAUGCAAUCCCCAAGAAAGGCCCUGCAAUAAAAACUGCAUUUGUGAAACCGAUAUUCACUUUCGGUCGAGAUUUAAUUUUAGAAGCUCCUUUCGGUAUAAUGCAAUCCGAGUCAACAACCCAAUAAACUAUGACCUCAGAAAUUACCAGAGUUUAAUCAACUUGUCUCUCUCCUCACAGAGGACGUGUUUAUUUCUGUUUUAUUGGACAGCAUUACAUUGUAAAGGCGUUUCCACGUUCCUGGUCUGAGUAUAUAUUGUAUAUACAGAGGAUAGGAUCCAUCCUUCAUCCUGAUGCUGGCUUUAAAUGAUGAAAGGAGAGGUCUGCUAAUAAAGACGAACUGAAAUCGGUUCACGCUUAACUAGUGUACCAGGUACGAUAUUGUAAAAUUUAAAAACAAAGAUUAAAAAGGAUAUAGUUAUAUUA
Mugil cephalus (flathead mullet) is the source of this 1020-nucleotide messenger RNA. It is a transcript of the gene ndufaf2, whose product is annotated as NADH:ubiquinone oxidoreductase complex assembly factor 2. The record is from RefSeq and is a predicted model, not a curated record. The transcript has 4 exons. Bases 74 to 562 code for a protein of 162 amino acids. Gene Ontology annotation, cellular component: membrane. Gene Ontology annotation, biological process: mitochondrial respiratory chain complex I assembly. NCBI's taxonomy places the organism in Eukaryota, Metazoa, Chordata, Actinopteri, Mugiliformes, Mugilidae.